CACGUAGCUCACGUCCAACUUUCCGCUUUUAAAGACAUCCCUCACGUAGUGAUUCCGAAUAUCUAUAUGUUUGGUACGUGAAUGGUACAUUGGAUUGAGCAUUAAUUUUUGAGCACCUUGAUUGUCACAAUAGAUUGUGAUUGGUUUGGAUUGACGUUCCAUGUAACACAUUUCUUCCAACAAAUUUCAAAACAUAUUUAGUUUUUUUGCUCAAAUAUGACCUUAAAGUUAUAUUAUGAUUUACUCUCGCAACCGUCAAGAGCAUUAUACAUGUUUCUUAAAAUAUGUGAUAUACCAUUUGAGCAGAAGAUUGUAAACUUAAAAAAUCUCGAGCAAUAUACUCCAGAAUUUGAACAGAUUAAUCCAUUCAAGAAAGUCCCUGUUAUAGAACAUAAUGGUUUCAAACUUACUGAAAGUGUCGGAAUUAUACGAUACAUAUGUAGAGAAUUUGAGGUAGAUGAUCACUGGUAUCCAUCUGAUUCAAAACAUCAAGCAAAAGUUGAUGAAUAUCUCGAAUGGCAACAUCUCAAUACAAGACUUCAUUGUGCAUCUUAUUUCUUAAUGAAAUUUCUUAAUCCACUUAUGCGAAACAAACCAGCAAAUCCAGAAAAAAUAGCUGAAUUUGAAAAUCGUAUGAGCAAUUGUCUUGAUAUUAUCGAGAAUGUAUGGCUAAAAGAUACGCAAUUUUUAAUUGGAAACACAAUUAGUGUGGCUGAUAUAUUCUGUGCUUGUGAACUAGAGCAACCACGUAUGGCCGGUUAUAAUCCGAAAAAGGGGAGACCACAUUUGACUGCUUGGAUGGAAAAAGUUGUUGAAGCAACAAGUCCAUAUUAUCAAGAAGCUCAUAAGUUUUUAAACACAAUUGCUGAAGCCAAACCAAAUCAAAGUUUCAAUUUUAAGUUUUAAUUUUAAAAACAGUAAUACUUAAAUAUCAUUUUUUUUAAACGACGAUAAUAAUAUCUUCAAUAUUUUGUUUGUUGGAUACUUUUAUAUGUAAAAAAAAAAAUUUAUAUGUGUUACACAUUAUAUAUAUACAAGGUGUCUCUUUUAUCUUUUAAACUAAAAGAGAUAAACUUACAUAAAUAUAUAUCAAAUUAAAUGAUUCAAAAUAAACUCUAUUGUAAGCAUAA
Messenger RNA from Cataglyphis hispanica, 1130 nucleotides. RefSeq names its product glutathione S-transferase theta-1-like. Gene Ontology annotation, molecular function: glutathione transferase activity. The transcript is spliced from 5 exons. Lineage: Eukaryota; Metazoa; Arthropoda; Insecta; Hymenoptera; Formicidae. Gene Ontology annotation, cellular component: cytoplasm. The record is from RefSeq and is a predicted model, not a curated record. Gene Ontology annotation, biological process: glutathione metabolic process. The coding region runs from base 217 to 906 and encodes 229 amino acids.